Haliotis rufescens (red abalone) is the source of this 2359-nucleotide messenger RNA. RefSeq names its product m-AAA protease-interacting protein 1, mitochondrial-like. The record is from RefSeq and is a predicted model, not a curated record. Bases 52 to 942 code for a protein of 296 amino acids. Gene Ontology annotation, biological process: protein insertion into mitochondrial inner membrane from matrix; inner mitochondrial membrane organization. The transcript is spliced from 5 exons. Lineage: Eukaryota; Metazoa; Mollusca; Gastropoda; Lepetellida; Haliotidae. Gene Ontology annotation, cellular component: mitochondrial inner membrane. Gene Ontology annotation, molecular function: ribosome binding.
CUCGUUUCUCCUGAAAGGGAGGCAACUCUAAACCAAUGUGUAUUUUCGAAAAUGGCCUUGCGAUCGAUUUGGGCUCUUGGAGCGAUAAUUUACUCCAACAUUCGCCCGCGUGUUCUUACAAAACUUUCAAAACUUGGCUUGCGGACGUUUCCUUUGACACACAGUCCAAAUCUGAGUCGUGUUUUGUUGUGUCAAACAUCGAAAUCAUCUAGACAGAACUUUCCCCAAUUGUCCACCCUCGCAUUCACAAAGCAUGAAGAUGGUUUGGGUAGUAAAAUAUGUGCGAGCAAUGUGCCUGUCUCCAAAGUGGACCAACGCCAGAACACACGGUCUUUCUCUACAGGAAUUGACGAGAGUGGGAAAAAACGUAGAAUUCCAUUGAAGUUAAUGGAAUUUCCUGAAAUUUUAUGGCCUAAUAUUAUAAAAUCAAUGAAAAAUAGAAUUUUUGCCUUUUUGAUAACAGGUUAUUUUGAUAAAUCAUUCACGAUUGACUCUUUCAUAGAUGGAUGCAUACAGGCUGUGUCCCUUGUAUCCAGCUGCAUAUCAGUGGGCAACUUUGACAGCCUGCAGGGACUAGUGGAAGAUGAGGCCAUUCAGGAAAUCAGGAACUCAUACGCAGAUUUAGAUGUCGGUCAGAGAAGAUUUAUCUGUGUUAAUCCUCGGGAUAUCUUCUUCCGCUUUGUGUACGAGAUCGGCAUGAUAUUUGAUGACCACUCAGAGAGAAGAUUUGUAGAGGUCACAGUGGUGCUUCAGGGUUUCCAUGGUUACAAUGAGGCCAAAGAAAAGGAGCCUGUGGAAUAUUACAAUGAGGUUCGAGACAACCAAGAAAGAUUGUAUAUAUGCAACUAUAGGUUUAUCCGAGAGUUCACAAAAGGCAUGGAAGGAGAUUGGAGCAUCAACAAGCUCAACCACUUCUCUCCCAAAGAAUUUACAAUGAUAUGAAAGACUUGUGAUGGACAAUAUGUACAAUUUAGAUGAAAUGUUUAACAUGUUUAAUCUGGCACUGGGAAAUAUGAAGAGCAGUUGUGCCCUAACACAGUUUUACAGUGGGAAUAUCAUGCUAUACACAGAACUUUAACAUGUUACGGUAGAGACAAUGAAAAGAAUCUUUACUGCUUCUAAAGUCAUUCUUAAAUUUGUUGUUGUGUUGCUUAAGUUGUUGAAUUGAUUUUUUUUAACAAUGGUUUGUUUUUUCGACAUGUACAUUUGUGAUUUCAGUGAACACUGCUAGAGCAAGGUAUUAAAUGAUGUUGAGAGUAUUGGUUCUCUGAUCAAAAUGGCCGACAGUGAUGGAAAAGUGUGCCUGCACAGUUACUAUUCCACCAGUUAAAGACUAGUGAAGCUCUGGAAGUACUAGUUGUUUUAAGCAUGAAGCUACUAGUCCACUAGGAGCAGUCGACUACAUGUGUAGUUGGAUUUAACUCAAGGUGUCGAUCCCUGCUGGAGAUUUAGCAUGUUUAGCCAUGACCAGAAUUAUUAUAAAAUGUUCAUUUUUUUACGACCCUCCCCCAGAUAUGUUUAUUAUAUUUUUUUUACCCUCCCCUAGAGACUGUCAUAUUGUUUGAUGACCCUCCCCUCAUUCUCUUUGACCCACCCACCCUUGUAAAAAGUUACUGGUACCUAAGGCUUUAAAAUAUGUUUGCUUCUUAUUGCUAUAUGCAUGAAGGGCCCAGCCCAUGUUGAUGGAAGAGCAUCACAUAGCACUAAAAGAGCGUUUGUUUCUGGUCAAGGUUCUGCUUCUUUCUGGGUAGGUAGAUUUAGUCCUUCAUCUCAAAUUCCUGAGUUGCCAAAUCAUGAUCCUUGGUCUUAGUUCUGCCUGUUAGUUUCACUGAAGAGGAACAUAUCCAUGACUCGAAGCACUUUCAGAUUUCCUCCCCACAUUAAUCUGGCAGUUUUUGUUAUCCAUGAAAUACUGUCGAAGGCAGCUAAAGGUUAAACCUGACAUUACACUGACAGCCUGCAGAAACUAUUAUUUGUAAUCUCCUCGUUUCACAAUUUGUGGAAACAACUGGUUUGGUUUCUUGAGAACUGACACUUUUGUUAAGAAUUGGAUUUGUUAAAUUGUUAAUUGUGGCAGCUAAUUGACUUUUAUCCAAUAUACAUCAAUGAUCCAUUGAUUAUGAUUUACCUUUUCUCAGACAAUGGCCCCAUUAGUUCUAAAAUUAUUUCAUUAUUUCAAAAUAUUUUGAAGCUGAAGGGGAGCCUGGCAGAACAGACCACCUCCGUGGUCUUGUGGAAGAGUGACCGCCCAGAGUCACAUAAGGUCUGGGGUUCGAUCAUCAGCCGUGUCAUACCAAAAGACUUUAAAAGAUGGUACUUGUUGUUACCCACAGCAUAAAGAGGCUAAAACAAGGACAGC